Ciona intestinalis (vase tunicate) is the source of this 2726-nucleotide messenger RNA. NCBI's taxonomy places the organism in Eukaryota, Metazoa, Chordata, Ascidiacea, Phlebobranchia, Cionidae. The record is from RefSeq.
UUUUUUGCUUAAAAUUCUAUUUUUCUACUUCUUGAGUUUUAUCUGAAAAAUAAUUUUCCAAAGAAUGUAUAUGCCUAACCCCGCUGUGGGACUUUCCACUAAUCCAGGCUCCCAUGGGGAAUACCCAAGUUUAGGGGGUUUGAAGUCCAGUGAAGAACCCGCAGAAAAAUCGGCCAAAUUCAUCCCAUCAAGUGAGGUUCCCUACUACUACCCCUACCGUAGCACCGAUGGGGAAGUACCCACUGCUACUUACUCGCCCCCGAUUUCCGAUGACGUAGUGGCAGCCGGCGGAAAUGACGGAAGCAUGCUGUUCGGUUGUCAUAACAACGGGUCACCGAGAUCCGCUUGUGACGUCACACAGCAAAACUUGGGCGCCUAUAACGCUACGGCGUCACGAGAGGCCGGAAAUGACGUGGAAUCGAACCCGGGAUCCUGCGAACGACGAACUUUCUCUUUCGAAUCGAACGAAGAGGAAGCGCUGGACCGGAACGAGAAAAAGGUCACGUGUUCGACCCAAUACUCCGACUACCCCAGGACCCAUGACAGUUACCCCUCGAUUAUGGGAAGCACACCAAACUUCACAGCUUUACCCGUCCUACCCACCUCUAACUCAGAUUACUCCCGGUCUGAUUACGUCACAGCCCGACCCCCAGUAUACGUACCCUUACCAGAAAACCCAAUCUAUUCUACGACCCAAACCCAACCCCUUAACCCCAUGAAAACGGGGUAUUCAUCACAAAGUUACCCCUCCAACCCCCAAUACCCGUUCGGACCCACCAGCUACACCCAACACCCAGGCGACUUCGCCCCGAACGGGGGAAUUCCCUCUAAUUCACCCAGCUUACCCAACAGCUACAGUUACCCCACAGGCCUAUGGGCCCCAGCAGAAAACCCCCUAAAUUACCCCGGUGUGGGUUAUGGGAUGUCAAUGAACCCAGCGUCUUAUAUGAGCGGAAUGCCCCAAUACGGUGAACCACGUGAGUGCGUGAACUGUGGCGCCAUCUCGGCCACGUCGUGGCGCCGAGACGCCUCAGGACACUUUCUGUGCAGCACGUGUGGCGCGUGUAGGAGUGGUAGCUAUAUGCGGGCACCUGUCAAGUCUAAAGGAAAACUGGCAACAUGUAGACGACAAGUAUGUUCCAACUGUAGCACAACCGUUACAACAUUGUGGCGUAGAAGUCCGGACGGAAACCCGGUGUGUAACGCGUGUGGUCUCUACCAGAAGUUACACGGGGUUCCUCGACCAAGAACAAUGAAGAAAGACAGUAUCCAAACUCGUAAGCGGAAACCUAAAGGUCAGGGCAAAGUAAAAGGUCAGAAACAACGAAAAACUUCGUCAGCGGACAGCGGCGUCUCGAACGACAUCGAGACCGAAAAGCAACACUCUGCGGGAAACAACGUUCCCGAAUCCCCGCAAAGAUACGACUACCAGACCCAAAGUUUCGCCUCCGCCAACGACAGCGCCAUCUCCGGCCACAACGUUCUAUCGGCUUCGCUAUUGGACAACAGCCUCGUGACGUCAGCCUCUACGUCAGAACGAAAUACUACGUCACCAUUCGUUGAAUCACACCCCGUUAUCGGAGUGGGGUCUUCCCCAGACUCGGGAAUUGGGAAUCCCCGCGCUAACACUACAGCCGGAAGCAUCGGCCGUGGACCGGAAAUGAGAUCAUCACCAGAAUCUGGUGGUUUUAGCCCUAUGGGAAGAUUUGAUCCUGAGAACCCGGAAGUGUUCGAGAAGAAACAAGACAUAUCGGGCCAAUACCCUGGUAAUUAUGUAACAGGCGACCCCAAGUAUUAUAACGCGAGGUAUACGUCACUUCCUGCCGAAUCCUUCCCGGAAAACCAGGGUUUUGAUUCUGAAAGUUUAGCUGCUUUAUAUUCUAACGGUUCUGCUGCGUCAGUGUCCCAGAAUCGUCACUUCCGGCAAUACCACCCCUACGCUCGCUACCCUUCACACCGGUCCCCCUAUGUUAAACCUGAAGUGAUAUAAUAAUCCAAUCGUGACGUCAUUGGUUAACGGUACCCGGAAAGCUGCUAGUCACGUGAAUUAACACGUGACACCUCUGCACCAAUCAUCUGUCUGAACGUAACUGCCAAAUUUUUGUCGCAAAAAAAAAACAAAACAAGUUUUCCAAAAUUUACACAAAAUUGAAUUUUUUUUUUACAAAAUCUUGACACUAUACGUCAUCAAAUAAAAUGAUGACUGCGCAGGUUUCAAAAUAAAUGCUGCAUCAUGUUUUUAGGCCCAUGAUAACUUUUCUAUUUUUUUCAAUUUUUUUUUCUGAAGUUUCGCUGUUUCUUUGCUUUUGUGUCAAUUGUUUUUCGUGAAUUAAUCUUCACACUGAUUCACUCGCAUUGCUUCACCCGCAAAUCCUUUACGUCUUGAGUGCUUGUGAAUUUCGCGUACAAAAACUUCAAAAAUUCUUAGCGCACUUAAAAAAAUAUUUUUUUUUGAUAAUUUUUUUAAAAAUACUUUCUCUAAUUCAAUCUUCCCCUAUUUAGGCAAUGUAUAUAAGAUUUCUAUUAAAACUAUCUUGUCUCUAUGUGCACGCUCAUGUCUUCACUUUGUUUCUUGUUACGUCAUCAUACUCUCGAUUUUAAAACGUUUAUGACGUAAUGCAGUGUUCAAGUGCGUCAUAAUUCUGCAAUUUUUUCGUCCCCGCCCAAAGAACCGUACUACUAUAUUGUACAUAACGCUCUAUUGAAGAAAUACAAUCAUGGUUUAA